AAAUAACCACACGCAUGCGUUCUAUGACCCAAAACAAACUCGCACAUUGCAGAAGCAAGCCUGUGUACUUUGACCCGCAAGCUCCACUUUAAGUAUAAGUUGGGCCAGUCAUGAUUACAAUGCUUCGGCAUUUGAGGAAACCACUGGGUGACCAUGCUGGCCUGAUCCUGUCCAAGAUGCAGAGGGAGCCGAAGAUCAAGCCCAUUGGGCGGAUGUUUGCUGUCCAGGACUCCCUGCCCAGACUCCCCCUCCCGAGCGUGGAGCAGACACUGCACAAGUAUCUGCGUACAGUACAGCCACUGGUCAGUGCUGAGGACUACCGCCAUACGGAAAAGCUCGUUGAAGCCUUUAAGAAGUCUCCUGGUCCUGAGUUGCAAGCUCUCCUGGAAAAAAGGGCAGGUGAAAAAACAAACUGGCUGUCCGACUGGUGGAAGGAUGUGGCGUACCUCAGUAUCCGCACACCGGUUGUCAUCAGCUCCAACCCAGCUGUCAUCUUCCCCCGCCAGGACUACACCGACAAGAAGGGCCAGCUCAGAUUUGCUGCGAAGGUGAUUGCUGGUGUCAUUGAUUACAAAGUGAUGAUUGAUGAGCAGACCCUUCCGGUGGAGCUGCUGGGUGGGAAGCCUCUGUGCAUGAUACAGUACUACACCAUCCUGGGCGGCUGCCGCGUCCCGGGGGUGAAGAGGGACUCCCACGUCCUAUACCCAUCCACUGAGCCCAACCCACCCAGGCAUGUCACCAUCAUGCACAAGAAUCAGCUGUUCUCGCUGGAUGUGUACGGCAAUGACAACCGGCCCCUCAAUGUGGAGCAGCUCUACCAGCAGCUGACGAAGAUCGUGGAGAUGUCCCCCAACACCGCCCCCUCCAUUGGCGUCCUCACCAUGGGGGACAGGACCAGCUGGGCCAAGACCUACAAGAAGCUGGUCAAGGACAAGGUGAACCAGACGGCCAUGGAGAGCCUGCAGAGGAGCAUCUUUGUGAUGUGUCUGGACAGUACCGGCGAGCAGCCCACGGACGAGGACCACACGAACAGUCUUGCCAUCACCCAGAUGCUGCACGGCGGAGGCAGUGCAUACAACUCGGGCAACCGCUGGUUUGACAAGACAUUGCAGUUUGUUGUUGGUGAGAAGGGAGUGUGUGGCCUGAACUACGAACACACCACAGCGGAAGGGCCUCCCAUCGCGGCCAUCAUGGACCAUGUGCUCACAUUCUGUGAGAAGAAUGAGACGGGGCUGAAGGCGGGGGGCAUGACAGACGUGCGGAAGAUGGAGCUCAACUACUCCAAGGAGGUGCUCAAGGACAUUGAGGAGGCCAAAGUGCAAGCAGACAGCAUGGCAAAUGAUGUGGACAUGAGAGGGGUGACCUACGACAGGUACGGCAAGAACUUCGCCAAGUCCCAGCGACUCAGCCCUGAUGGUUACAUCCAGGUGGCCAUGCAGCUGGCAUACUUCAGAUUGUAUGGCAAGCCGUGUGCCACGUACGAGACAGCAUCGCUGCGUCGGUUCCUGCAUGGCCGCACCGACACCAUCAGAUCCUGCUCCAUCGACUCCUUCAACUUCACCAAGGCCAUGCUGGACAGCUCUGUGUCACAGGAGGUCAAGGUCGACCUCUUCAAGAAGGCUGUCCUGGCUCACAGGAAGUACACUGAUGAGGCUAUUAACGGCAAUGGAAUUGACCGCCACCUCCUGGGGUGGAAGCUAGCAGCAGUGGAGGCAGGCCAGAACAUCCCUGACCUCCACAUGGAUGGAUCUUACGCCACCAGCCUGUACUUUAAGGUUUCCACUAGCCAGGUUGGUGCCAAGCAUGAUGCUGUGAUGGCGUUCGGUGCAGUUGUCCCCGACGGCUAUGGCAUCUGCUACAACCCUCAGAACACUAAGAUCAACUUCUCUGUGUCGUCAUACUUCAACAGUCCGGAGACCGACUCGAAACGCUUUGCCACAGCUCUGAAGGAGAGUCUGGAUGACCUUCACACAUUACUGGGAGCCCCUCAAGCCAAGUUAUAGGCUGGUGUCGGAUGUGUGUGACCUGAAUGUGUGGUAGUUGUUCCAAGGCUUGUAGGAUAGUUGUCCCUAAACCCUAGCGUGUAUGAUUGUGAAACGACAGCGGAAAUGUUGCUAGGAAGUGUAACACGAACGUCUGUCCUUGACACUCACCUGUUGCCCUUGUUUGUGUCCAUUUGCUAAAAUAGAUUCUACUUUUAGUCAGGGCUUGAUUUAGCACAAGUGCAACCUAAUAUUUUUACAUCUACUUGCACCCAGUGCUUGUCAAUGUUUUUGAAUUUGUGUCUGACCAACCCAUAUGACAACUGAUCUUUGAACACUCAGGUCCUGUAAAGUUUAUUUAACAUACUACAUCACUAAUCCCUGGUUAAGAAUAAUUUGUUAUGUUUUCUUGGGUGUGAUGUCAUCAAACAGCACAUGUUCCUACUACGUUUUAUAGCAAUGCUAUUUUAUAGCAGCAGACUGGCCUAUGUUUCAUGCCAGCAUGCACCCGGUGCAAGUUAAAUCAAGCCCUGAAUUUAUUGUGUGUAUGGUGUGGGUAAUUCUUGAAAUAUCAGAUAUUGUUUUGUAUUGCAAGAUGUCUUGUAACCAAAAGUUCUGAUAUGUUAGGUAAGUGUUGUACUCUUUAACGAUGAGCUACUCAGUUUAAUUAAGUUACCAUGGUUAUAUGACAAUCCAUUACUUGUUUUUAGAAAUGAAUUUCAUGUUCAGUGACCAUAAUGGUCAGGAUGUAUGCAAAACUGGAUCCCUCAGUUAAGAAGAAUUACCUUUUCUCAUGACAAUGUUAAAGUUGAUUCUCAAUACACCCACCCACCACUGUAUUAAGGCUGAAGGUGUGUGGCAUUGUUGCUCAACGAAAUUCUGAUACCUUUAUUUUGUAGUCAUGUGAAAGAGAAACAAUGUCAGUUGUUGAAGCAGGGUUUCAUAUGUUAUGGACUCCCCGGGUGAAGGUAGGAAUGAAACAGUCACCCAAUCCCUCCAGAGGAAGGGAAUUCCUGUCCUUUGUUGUUACAUGUAUUAACAUGUAGUGAGCGUCGUGGGACAGCAGUCUGUGAAUGUACAGGUUGUACCACUCCCCAAAUUGCAAGCAUAAUACGUGCAUGUGAUGGAGUCUCAUCAGAACUGCAGAAUGUUCUUGCAUAAUUAGGUAAUGUUUUCUUUCAUAUCUGUACAUAUGUGGCUACAAGAAAGUAUAUUUGCAUGUUCCCCUCCUGUGUAUUGCAUCUCAUACCACCUGUAUGAUAAUGCUGCUGUCAGUGCUCGAUUCUUCAAUGCAGUGUUCCUCAUUUAUAUCACUGUUAAAUGGGAGGCAUCCCUAAAGAAAUGGACAGCUGGAUGGGUUUUCACAUGAACAAUGGCAUGGAAUUGGGUUUCUUUUAGUUUUUGAUAGUCAAUGUCUGCAGAAGAUAGAACUGAAAACCCAUGUCCCUGCUCUGUGUGGCACCAGUACAUGUUGUACUGUGUCUGUCUGCAGGCCGUGUUUGUGAGUGAGUGAGUGAGUAUGGUUUAACGCCGCUUUUAGCAAUAUUCCAGCGAUAUCACGGCGGGGGACACCUUAAAUGGGCUUCACACAUGUCGGGAAUCGAACCUGGGUCUUCAGUGUGACGAGCAAACGCUUUAACCACUAGGCUACCCGACCGCCACCCGUGUUUGUGUAGCCAUACUUCCAGUCCAGACCGAUUCCCUUUGUUGUAGGUGAUGUCCUGCAUCAUUGUGAUACCUACUGAGUUGUACAGACCUGGCAACAUUCCCCUGGGUCUGUGCAGGAACGGUUGUGUGUUUGUUGAUGACCACUUUAUCAGAGGUCUUAUUGACUGGUGACAGUGAUCACCAUCAUUGUUUUGCCAAAUAAUAUUUUUUGCAAUGAAACAGUUUAAAAAACAACUUCUUAUGCUUCAAAGAAGCUAACACCAUCGUCUUAGCUUAGAGGGCAAUCAUUAAUGUGUCCUUUGUCUUGGUUCUCUACCUUCUGACACUGGGCAGAAUAUCCUCAGUUCCUCGGGAGUGAAGAGCUGACUCAUUGAAGAAGUUGUGAUGUGUCUUGAUAGUGUGGGUUGUUGCUCAUGCUGUCAACCAUUGGUUUGGUUGACCCAGAUUUAUCUAUAUGAAGGGUGCCUUGAUAUAGCUGGAAUACUGCUCUGAUCAACUCCUCCACGCUACUCAUCAUCAGGAGGCUUCUCAUGGAGAGAGUAUCGUUUUAUGUAAAGAACGUCCACAUAGCCUGUUUAUUUUGUAAAGUGCCUUAUUAAUUAACUUUUAAUUGUCAGUGCAAUCACUCACAACAUCAAGUUUGUUGAAUGUUAUAUAGCAGCAAUAUACAUGUUCAUAAAGUGUUUUGUGCACCUCCUGUAACAGUGUAUGUACACAGAUUACGUGUGCACACCCCACAGAUUUAUGUAGACUAGCUCAGUGCCCAUACUCACCCCAAGUCUGCAGCAAAUGUCAGUCAAAACUCCCGAUUUGAGUUAAAAAUUCCCGAUUCCUGAGAAUUUAAGAAAAAAAAAGCAUGUAGUUUCCCAGUUUGACUGCCAAGGGCACAGAGUUUGAAAUCCUAAAUAAAUCCCUGACCCAGGGUGAGACUUGCUGUGAUGAUAUCAAUCAGGUUUAAUAACCAUUCUCCAUAAAACCCUUCCCAUCAAAACGUAAUGAGAUGCUUUUGUAAUGAGGCAAAAGAGUUGCUUCCGGCAUUGAAAUAGUGUUGAGCACUGGAUCCCGGAAGUAUUUAUCACUAGCGUUGUUGGAAACCCCUGUUGUCCCAGUGAAGCAGAGGGGAUGACAGUGACUGAAAGCAGAUGGUCUUGUAUGGUUGUGACUGCACUGGUUCAUGGCAAGGUGGUAUAUAUGUCUGAGUGUUAUCUGUUGAGGAUAUGGUUUGUUAACUUGGGACACAAGUCGUUUCUGACUUGCUGCCUGAAAACAACUGAAUCAGGCAUCUGUUUAUUAUAAUGUAUAAUGAAAUAAUAUAUAAGCAGAACCCGAUUCAUGGUGUGUUAGCAUGCAGUUUUAGUUCAGUUUUAUAAUAAACAGGAUUGAACUAUG
Messenger RNA from Haliotis rufescens (red abalone), 5039 nucleotides. Its product is annotated as carnitine O-acetyltransferase-like. Gene Ontology annotation, biological process: carnitine metabolic process, CoA-linked. Lineage: Eukaryota; Metazoa; Mollusca; Gastropoda; Lepetellida; Haliotidae. The transcript is spliced from 14 exons. Gene Ontology annotation, molecular function: carnitine O-acetyltransferase activity. Gene Ontology annotation, cellular component: peroxisome. The coding region runs from base 111 to 2003 and encodes 630 amino acids. The record is from RefSeq and is a predicted model, not a curated record.